Molecule: messenger RNA, 1977 nt
Organism: Penicillium bovifimosum
Lineage: Eukaryota; Fungi; Ascomycota; Eurotiomycetes; Eurotiales; Aspergillaceae
Product: SET domain-containing protein
Exons: 2
Coding region: 1-1977 (658 amino acids)
Cellular component (GO): nucleus
Molecular function (GO): protein binding; histone H4K20 methyltransferase activity
Source: RefSeq, a predicted model, not a curated record
AUGCCUCCAAAGAGAACGCGAAAGAGCUCGCCCGCAGCCGAACGUCGCGAGCGCCUCACCCUGGCCAAACUGGCCAGCUAUGACGAUGUCGCAACCGAUGCGCUGGUGGAUCACGCCUAUUUUUGGACCACCACCCGCAAGAACCGCACGAAAUACAGCCCUGCCCGAGGGAUUCACGACGACGAUGUUGGGCGCAUUCUCCUCCAUGACGUGAUUGUCGCCAAGGACAUCCCAACCGCCGAACGCAAACUGCUUGAUAUACCAGGCCUGAAGAAAUACAUGGGAAACCUCCCCAGCCCCCGAGAGAAGGAAUGGUUCCGCCGACAUCUUCGCAAAUACAUUCAGAUGUAUCUCCCCGACUGUCCUUUUGAGGUCACUACCACCAACCGAUACAUAAUCACGCAGCACGAGGCUGCAAUCUGCGCCCGCCGGUUUAUCAAAAAGGGCGAGGAGAUCAAACACCUGAGUGGAACGCUCGUAUCGAUGACUCGCGAAGAAGAGUUGGAUCUCGGCUUGACGCGCAAGGACUUUAGUAUCGUGAUGUCGAGUCGCCGCAAGUCCCCGUCAUUUUUUCUGGGUCCUGCUCGCUUCGCAAACCAUGACUGCGAUGCCAAUGGCAGCUUGACAACUCGGGGCAACGAGGGCAUGUCUGUUGUGGCCAUGCGCGACAUCCAUGAAGGAGAGGAAAUAACGGUUUCCUACGGAGAAGAUUAUUUUGGCAUCGACAAUUGCGAAUGUCUGUGUCACACUUGCGAAAGAGCUGUGCGCAAUGGCUGGUCUCCAAAUGGCGAUUCGGAGUCCGAUAGCAAGGAGUCCAGCCCUGCGUCUGAGGCUACACCUAUGGAAGAGAACAUUCGGACUAGGAAGCGCAGACGCAGCUCGGAAGUGGACGAGUCUGAUAGCUCUUCUACUUUGACAUCUUCGACUCCCCGCAAACGGACUAAAUUCCAACGACAAGUUUCUAAGCUACGAGAAGAGAUAACGGCUUCUGAACUAGCCGGCGAAUCAGCCACAGCUGAUGGUCCUAUUUCGGACACCUUACUCAUACCAACUGCUAUCCUGAAGGAAUCUGUACCCCAGGCAUCAAGACUGAGGGAAGAGAUUACAAAACUAACCGCCGAAGCAUCGCCAAGUGAUUCCCCAACACCUCUGCCUAUUGCUGCAGAGGCAGCAAGCGAUGCAAAUGAGGCGAAUAACACACAAUCUGCCAUUCCUGCGGACUGGGAAUCUUCUGGUUCCACCACCGAUGACUCCCACGGGUCGUCGACGUCAACUACCCCGACAACCCUGGAUGACAUUGGAACAAAGAUCAAAACAGAAGACACUACACUAGAAUCGACGGAGCCAGAACCCCACGGCGAGGCCAAAGCCAAUGUCUCAAUUGAAGGUCAGCCCAUCAUUGCCGAAACCCAUGGAUAUUUGACCCCAAUGUCAGACUCAUCAUAUUCCCACGGACCAGACGAUACUCAAGACACCAAUUCAGAACCCCCCAAGAAGCGAAAGCCGCGUACAAAGCGUCGAUACAUAGUAGAUUCAGUCGAGACCGAGUCAAGCAUUGCCCGAGUGCCCGGUGACUACACCAAAACACCCCGAUUGCUCGCCCAGAAGUACGACCGGUGGGUGGAGUGCCAGACCUGUGAUACAUGGUUCCUCCAGUCCAACUCGUACCUCACGCGACGUGAAUGUCCUCGCUGCGAGCGGCAUUCCAAAUUGUACGGUUAUCAAUGGCCAUACACGGACAAGAGCCCCGACGGCGAAAACCGAGUCAUGGAUCACCGUACCAUUCACCGGUUCUUGUCCCCUGACGCACAAUCACGCGUCUCGAGACGAGACCGCGGUAUCAGUUCUGCUGUUACCCUUACGCCGGAACUGUCUGAUACACAUACCCCGGAAACGGAUGCCAGUGAUGUGAAGGAGUCUCUGAGUGCUGCGAGAGCGACUCGGCGUCGUACUAGGGAACUUCGUAUGACUAUGUAA